Messenger RNA from Cryptomeria japonica (Japanese cedar), 1173 nucleotides. RefSeq names its product xyloglucan endotransglucosylase protein 1. Bases 72 to 893 code for a protein of 273 amino acids. The record is from RefSeq and is a predicted model, not a curated record. Lineage: Eukaryota; Viridiplantae; Streptophyta; Pinopsida; Cupressales; Cupressaceae. Gene Ontology annotation, molecular function: hydrolase activity, hydrolyzing O-glycosyl compounds; xyloglucan:xyloglucosyl transferase activity. The transcript is spliced from 4 exons. Gene Ontology annotation, biological process: cell wall biogenesis; xyloglucan metabolic process. Gene Ontology annotation, cellular component: apoplast; cell wall.
CUACAUAGAAAUACUGAACACAUUCUUUUCAGUCAUAUUUUUGUGCAUCCUGCCUAGGAUUUGCCACCCCCAUGGCCCUAGUCCUAUAUCUGUUCCUAUCAGCUGUUGGAUCCACUGUUGUUUUUGCUAAUUUUAACACAGACUUUGAUAUCACAUUUGGUGCCGAUCAUACAAAGAUACUUGACAAUGGCCGGCAAUUGCAGCUUAGCCUUGACAAGACCUCAGGUUCUGGAUUUCAAUCUAAGAGUGAAAUUCUGUUCGGACAAAUCAAUAUGAAAAUUAAGUUGGUGCCGGGGUAUUCGGCAGGCACUGUAACUACAUUCUACCUUUCUUCUCAAGGGUCUAAUCAUGACGAACUAGACUUUGAGUUCCUUGGGCGUCUGCCUGGAGAUCCCUAUGCUAUGCAAACAAACGUGUUCGUACAAGGCCAAGGCAAUCGAGAAGUGAGAUUCAACCUUUGGUUUGAUCCCACCGAGAAUUUUCACACUUACUCUCUGCUAUGGAAUUCACACCAAAUUCUGUUCUCUGUGGAUGGAACUCCGAUGAGGGUGUUUAAGAACAUGGAGAAUAUCGGUGUGCCAUAUCCCAGAGAUCAAGCGAUGAGAGUCAUUGGGAGUUUGUGGGACGGAUCUGAUUGGGCAACUGAUGGUGGUAGAGCGAAGGUGGACUAUAGCAAAGCUCCCUUCGUUGCAUUAUUCAGCAGUUAUAGUGCAGAGGCAUGCAUCAAUGGCGAGCCUUGUAAUACAAAUGCAGCGUGGAGUCGAGAAAGAAUUAGUGUUGAGCAGUGGAAACAACUUAAGAUAGUGCGGAAAAAAUAUAUGACUUAUGAUUAUUGCUUAGACAAGGAAAGGUUUCCCCAUGGCCUUCCUGCUGAAUGCACCCGUCAUUCAUAACAUGUGCUCACAGACUCGUUACUCAUUACUAUUUAGCCAACUUGUUUAUCCUUUCUUUUCGAGGCACGAAUAAAUUGCGGGAUGAUAUGAACCGUCAAUGGUUUAGAAUAAACCCUUCUAUUGAAUUGCAAUAAAAUAGUAAUCUAAAUCAUUAGGAUUUUUGAAGGGUAUAGGUGCGAUUUAGCCCAGAAAACAAAUGUACAAGUCUCCCACCAAAUACUUUGGGAAAAAUCUUAAUAAAAUAAUAAUAAUAAUAAUCUAUCAUGUAUGUUUCUAUUCU